Messenger RNA from Porites evermanni, 7053 nucleotides. Lineage: Eukaryota; Metazoa; Cnidaria; Anthozoa; Scleractinia; Poritidae. The record is from the annotation of a GenBank genome assembly.
GAAAAAACACAAAACACUCAAUUUUGGGCUGUUGUAUGUGGUGUUUUCUAGGAUUUUUAGCAUUUUAAAAUCUCCACAAUGACUAUUUUACCGAAGAAGAAACAUUCGGAGUCCAAGAAGAGUGAAACGACCUCAAAUAACGAAAGCAGAACGCGAAUACGAGGUAAUUCGUCUUGGACUUCGUCGGCGAGCGUAACUGAGAGAGGUCGAUCGAGCGAAGAGUAUUCGAGUCAUGAAGAACAGUAUCUUGGAAAUAGUUUUGAGAGUAGAGAAGCCACUGAUGUAGCUUCUUGUAGUUCCAAAAGGCGACAUAGAAGUCCCCCUCAUCGCCACAAAUACCAUGAAAGGCAUAGCGAGGAAACAGGUUACAACAGUUCCGAUGAACAUGACACUCAGACGACUGACCAACCUUUGUCUUCUGAAGAGGUACACUCCUCUCUUUAUUUAUACGUUUACUUGGGAUUUUCGAAAGAACCGAUCGCUAUGUCUCAUUUUCUUUCGUAUUUCAUUAAGGUGGAGAGGCAGUUUGAGCAAGCAUUAAAGGAAAAGAAAGGUUUUAUAGUCAAGAAAAUGGGCCAAGAUGGCGCGUGUUUAUUUCGGGCUGUUGGUACGUAAACUCACAGUAUAUUAAUCAUCUCACGUCAUGCUAAAAAGUUGCACCUUAAAAUAAUGUGGUUUUUUUUGUAAAAUAAGUACCUUCUCCCUGUAUUUCAUAUUUUCAAGGGCUGCUAGUAUUCAACACAUGGUUGAAGCUGGUACCUAGGUCAUUUUUGCAGCUGAUUCACUAUACAAAACCCUAUAUUUCGACCUCACAUUUAUUACUGAACGAUGCAAACGUAUAUAUUCAAUCAUUAGAGGAGACAAAGCUCGUUUCAGAAUUCUCUUGCAAUAAGAAGUAUUUUCAGCCGUAUUCUCCAAAAACAUCUGUAAAUCAAGUCAGUCAUAUCAUGUAAAUUGAUGUACAUGUGGCUCUGUCUUUUUGUAGGGCUUUGUCUGCUCUUGGUACCAAAAUUUUCGCUCAGUAUUAAUAUAUUCAUAGUUUUUUGCCAUAACAUACGAAUUGGAAAUGUGGGACAACUAGCCAGUGUGGCAAUGUACUUUAGGUAUUGUACGUGAUCAUGAGGAAGCGUGAGGUGAAUUUCAGUGACUAUAUUUGCUUGCAUCUUGUGUGGAGUAAUAAAACACUUUGUUGAACGUGUGUUGGAAAACAAAACCUUAUAACUGUAAUGUGAUAGUGUAGUAUAACUUGAAGGAUGCAUUGAGUCUUGCUGAAAAUUUGCCUUUUAAGAGCUUUUGUCUGCAAAUCAAAAUUGUCCAAAGCUUGUAUAUACACUCGUCUAGUUGAAUCGCAAUGUAGCAGAGUUGCAAGGGACUGUGAAAGUCAUUGAUAUAGAGGGGUACAUUAUAUGGAUGUCCUGUAUCAUUUUUACAAUAGGGAUGUGGAAUCUUAUUUGUUAUACUGAGCUGUUUGUUUGUGUGGCUAAUAAUAAAAUUGUUAUGUUGUUGUUUCAAUGUAAUGAACUGUUUUGCAAGAUACUUAAUAAAUUUUGUUUUUAUUCCACAUGCACAUGAUAAUAUUAGCUUUGAAUUCUUCCGUAUAUUUUAAACAACAAGCACAGACAGAAAGGAUAGUGGACUGAUUUCUUUUGUUUAAAUUUAAAAACAAAGGAAACCUGUAANAAUUGGAAAUGUGGGACAACUAGCCAGUGUGGCAAUGUACUUUAGGUAUUGUACGUGAUCAUGAGGAAGCGUGAGGUGAAUUUCAGUGACUAUAUUUGCUUGCAUCUUGUGUGGAGUAAUAAAACACUUUGUUGAACGUGUGUUGGAAAACAAAACCUUAUAACUGUAAUGUGAUAGUGUAGUAUAACUUGAAGGAUGCAUUGAGUCUUGCUGAAAAUUUGCCUUUUAAGAGCUUUUGUCUGCAAAUCAAAAUUGUCCAAAGCUUGUGUAUACACUUGUCUAGUUGAAUCCCAAUGUAACAGAGUUGCAAGGGACAGUGAAAGUCAUUGAUAUAGUGGGGUACAUUAUAUGGAGGUCCUGUAUCAUUAUUACAAUAGAGAUGUGAAAUCUUAUUUGUUAUACUGAGCUGUUUGUUUGUGUGGCUAAUAAUAAAAUUGUUAUGUUGUUGUUUCAAUGUAAUGAACUAUUUUGCAAGAUACUUAAUAAAUUUUGUUUUUAUUCCACAUGCACACAAAAAUAUUAGCUUUGAAUUCUUCCGUAGAUUUUAAACAACCAGCACAGGCAGAAAGGAUAGUGGACUGAUUUCUUUUGUUUAAAUUUAAAAACAAAGGAAACGUGUAAUGUUUAACUUGAGUUGAAUCAUUGAGUUUUAAACAAAGAGUCACAGGCAAAUUUGUAUUAUUCAAACCAUUGCCUUUGACUUUGCUAUCUUGCAUUUUUGUGUAUAUAAAACAGUACUGUGUAUGUACAUGUAGUUCUUUGCUACUUAAUCCAUUAACAAGCCUCACAACAAGCCACAAGUACAGUGGUAAAAGGUCUGCUACAGGUACCACCCUAUUACAGACAGAUGACUGUCCAAACACAACCAGAAGUUGUGCAGCAUCUACAAUGUAACUGUUAUAACAAGUACAACCCUAUAAUAUCCUUAUCAAUGACACACGGAGAAUGCUUAACCAGAGAGGAAACAAAAGUUUUCUUAUUAUAGACCAUUAAUUUUGUUGUAUGUAUCAACAAUGCUGUUAUUGUUCAGUUGUAUAGUUUUAGUCAAGGGGUAGACUUAUGCACAGAUUUCUAAUGGUUCCCAAGCUAGUAAUUAUCACCCUUUUCUGUCAUCAUGUGUUAUUGUGUAGUUAGUGUAGUGCAAAUUUGUCCUGUAAUGAAGUGAAGUGUACUAUGGUUGAGGACAAGAGGUCAUGAAAUUUCUAUGCACCUCUGGUCUAAGGCAUGAUUUAUCAUCCCCGUCCCCUCCCCACUCUGCCUCCCUCUCCUGGGUCCACCACUAAACUGACUGAGGUAAAUUUGUUUCAGCUGAUCAAGUUUAUGGUGACCAGGAGAUGCACUCUGAGGUCAGAAGACACUGCAUGGAUUACAUGGUAUGUGCAGGGCCACUGACGUUUCUAUUCAUGUUUAAGAAAUCUGCAGAGUCUUGAUGCAGUAUUAACUUUCGAACCCGAACCCUUGCUCAUUGCAUUUGUACCUUGAUUAACCAUGACGACCUACAUACUGUAUGUACCCUUGCACUCAAAAUUAAUACAGAUGUGGUUGUCCAUGUACACUGUGGCUGCUACUCUUUGGAUGUAACUAAGUUGUUGAUUCACUGUAUUACACAAAUUACAUUGGGUAACUACAAGAAACUCUGUGCCAAUAUACCUCUGAGGAAAAAAAUCUUUAUCAGUGGGGUUACAAGACAAUUAAUACUGGACUCUUUCUUGUGCUUGUAUUCUGAUCUUUGAUUAUUUUAUCAUUGUUUAAAAUCCAGCUCAAGAAUGCUGACUACUUCUCACAGUAUGUUACUGAAGAUUUUAAUGGCUAUAUCAAGCGUAAACGGGAAAUCCAUUGUCAUGGAAACCAUAUUGAGAUGCAGGCUAUGUGUGAGAUGUACAACAGGACAAUCGAAGUCUAUCAGUACAGCACAGGUAAAAGUAACAGCAAGUUAACUAUUUUUAUGGGCUCAUGUGUUUACUGAAACAGCGUAAAAACUUUUCACAUAACUUAUGACAUGCAGGCUGGAAAUAUUUCAGUCUUCUGGUUGUUUGGAAUUGUCAUUAAAAUUCCUAAGCCUGCUGAAGAUCAAAUGUGGAGAUGCUAAUUUAUUUUCUGUUGUCUGUUGUACAGAACCAAUCAACAUCUUCCACAGUUCAUACAAGACUGACUAUGAACCAAUUCGCCUUAGUUAUAAUGGUAUCCACUAUAAUUCAGUGCUCAAUCCCAAUAAACCAUCUGUUGGUGUAGGACUUGGCCUUUCUGGCUACAAACCAUGGGUGAGUAAAGUUGUGCACUCACACAUGCUCAUUAAUUUAUUAUGCAGUACAGGCAAGAUGCCAUGAACAGAGUGUAUCUGUAGUAUGCCUAGAUUCCAGUUACUUGUUCAAAGAGUAAUAUCUGGCUGUAUUUCUGCUUGUAAUCAGAGAGAUUUGCAGGGAGCCCAAAUUUCUUCAGUGUUGUUCUGCCACUUUGUGCUUGUGUUACACCAGUAAUAUCCACAGUCAUUUUACUGCUGUGGGGACAUAUUUCAGCAAUAACAAAUAACUGGUGAGAUCAUGCUAGCUGUGAAACCCCUUUCUCAGUUCAGAUGAUCGCGUCAUUGGGCAGUGACGUUAAGCCGUUGGCCUUGUCUCCUUCAUCCUUGUACUUCAGUUGGAGGGGGACGUAAAAGAACCUGUGACAUUGUUCGAAAAGAGUAGGGGACGUAGGCCCCGAUGUCAUGGUCUUUCUGACUUGUGCCGUCGUCGGUCUGGGUGGGCGAGGUGCGAUCAAAACAUGGACUGAAGAGUGCAAGAGUGCGCCUUUAAAUAUUGACGUCCGAUCUCACCUCUCUGGUUCCUCCGCAAUUCAGCCAUUGGCUGCAAGUGAGGAAAGUUGGCACCGUUAUUAUUAUUAUUAUUAUUAUUAUUAUUAUUAUUACUUACAUUCUAUAUCUUGAAGAAUAAAAUAAGCACAGAUGUGUCUGAGAUGCUGAUGCUAAAAAUUCUGUAGUUUUGAUGCAAUAUGUCUCAUUUGGUGUUUCCAUUUUUAGGGAACGCUGGUUAAUGAUGCCUUCAAACAAUCAGAGGACUGGCAUAUUGAACAGGUAUUUUUGUUAGUCGCAAAAUCAGAGUUCAUGUUUAGCACCAUCCACUCAAGAUAAAAGUUGUAACAGAAAAGAUAAGUCUUGGGGCCCAACCUGUCAUUAGACUCAAUGACUGGCUAAAGACCCUCAUUGUGAAGCUUAAGCUACAUUGUAAGUGGAGAGAUAUUAAGAUCCAACACGACAAAUGUUCAAACAUAAUGUUUCUGUUUUGUCCUACUAAAAUGGCAACCCAGACAUGUAGGCAAUUUUACGAGUUAUGUCCUUUCGUUAGAAGAAAGUUAUUGGCAGCCCUCUCUCACCCAUCCAAAGUUAAAACAACAUCUUUCUUAUUAGAUUUACAUAUGUACAUAACAUGUUAACUGCUUGCAGCAAAUGUUGGCUGAUAAACUUCGUUGUACGGACUGGGAGGCCACAAAUGAAGCCAUGGAGGAAGCAGUUGCUCGUGAAUCUUAUUUGGAAUGGCUUAGGGAACGUGAGAAGAGGGCCAGAGGAGCCAAAACUCUGGUAAGCCUAUCAUGAAAAUAAAAAAGCUAAAAAGGAACAAAUUUUGACUUUUUGUACCAACUGCUUGUAAGAAAAGAAAUAUGCCACACUGACAAGCUUAAACUUUUGGGAGGGUAAUUGCAUUGUAAACAUCUAUGUAUGCUCAAUUUUCCAAGUAAAACCAAUGAAUUUUAGUAUUGAGUGUGGUUGAAUUUUUGAUUUAUUAUCAACAUCCUUAUAUUCACAUAUGGCACCUUUUUACCUCAGAGACUACUAAGUAGAGAAAUUUGCUGUAUGGAGUUUAUACACACUGUAUAAUGUUGGGUGAAAGUUUAUGUGAUUUGUGUUCUAGCCUCGCUCCAGUCCCACUGCUACCAGUAGUACAUCAACCUGUACAGAAUCCAAGCGACCCAACUCCCCACACCACCGGGAACGGGAUCGAGAUGUACCCGAGAGUGCCCCUCCUAGUAAGUCACCUCGUCAUUCACCCAGCUCUCCUCGUCAUGAAACUUUUGCAAGUUCCACUUCAUCAGAAGCCAAGUCAUGUCCCUCUGCCAGUCAGGCGACCACAACUUGUACUGUUAGCUCCAUGAAGGAUACUGAUUAUAAUUCCAAGCCAGGGUGUUCAACAGAGUCAUCUAACCCUCCCUCUCCCCCUGGGGCUGCAGGAGGUGCUACUGCUGAACCUAACUAUUUGGAUUAUCUACCUCCAACUGGAUAUGGUAAGAACUUGGGUCCCUAGAAAAUAAUAUUAUUAUGCAUGCUAUGCCAUUAGGUUGAACAGUCUGGCUAACCUGUUAGUGAUGCAUUCCACUUCCUAAUUUACGACACUACAGUUUCAUUUGCAACUAAAUGCUUUCAUUCUUCAGUGAUAACACAAUGUUUAUGCUAGUGUUUGAGAUUAUAGGUCAGAACACACUAGGGGACAAGAGACAACAACACAUCACAGGGCCGACAGUUUGCAGCAACAAAUUGCUUUGUGUGUACUGGAGAAUCUUGUCACCUCAACAAACCACCUAACUUCAAACUGAUUUGAUUUUGUACAACUUGUUGUGGUGACAAAAUUCUGUGCUCACCGAGACAAAUUCCCAUAUAAAUUAUACAAUUUACAGAAACUGAUUUGUUGCUGUAAUGGGUCGCUGCAACUUGUUGCUGUAACAAACAAAUUACCACAGCGGUCCCUUGGCACUUUGUAAAUUGAGGUUCCACUUAGUGUGGAAGUUUGUGCUGAUUUAGGCCGUAGGGCCUCCUCCUACUACUUUCUGUAAACCAUUGAAAAUAUUCCCUUAAUCUCUGUAGAAAAAAAAACUUUCAAUAUAUUUCUCGUUCUUUUAAGCUUGCCCCUUCAAGGGUGCUAGUUUUGGACUUUGCCAAUAGACACCGAGACGAAUAUGUAGGUAGCGAACUCGAACGUAGCGAAUUUGAGAAGUAGCAAAACUGUUGUAAAGUUGCAAAGCUUUUCUCCUCCUCGAUCAACAGUGGUUUAGCUUCUUUCCAUAAUAACAUGGCUGAACUUUUUCUCUUCUUAGGCUUCUCAGAAUGGGAGGAUGAGAGUAUUUUAGCAGCUGUCUUAGCAGAAUCUCAAAAAGAAUAUCUUGAAAAACUUAAGAAAGGCGCUGUGAAAGAAAAGUGUAGCGAUGAAGAUUCAAAAUCCUAGCAGUUUUAACACCCAAAGAUACAUUAUUGCGAGUAUCAAAUUGUAGAAUCAUGUUAUAAAAUUAUACAUAUAAUUAUUGGUUUUCGGUUUGUAAGGGUUACAUAGGAUUUUCAAUGUAGCAAAGUUUCUCAAUUCAAGUUGAUAAGUGCUUGUUUUAUGGUAA